Molecule: messenger RNA, 4955 nt
Organism: Nannospalax galili (Upper Galilee mountains blind mole rat)
Lineage: Eukaryota; Metazoa; Chordata; Mammalia; Rodentia; Spalacidae
Gene: Nrg1
Product: neuregulin 1
Exons: 9
Coding region: 633-2735 (700 amino acids)
Biological process (GO): activation of transmembrane receptor protein tyrosine kinase activity; animal organ development; cell differentiation
Molecular function (GO): protein tyrosine kinase activator activity; chemorepellent activity
Source: RefSeq, a predicted model, not a curated record
CUGGCUUCCCUCGCAUCCCUGUGCGAUGGUACUGUUUGCAGUGAUGCUCAGAGGGCAGGCACCUGCUGCUCUGUAAUGAUUCAGCCUCUUUCAGCCGCUGCUGCUUUAACACGACAGGAUGCUGUUGCUACUGUCGCUGCUGCCUCUCCUGCCUCCGCCGCUGCUGCCGCCACCGCCGCCGCUGGUCCUGCUUUUGCUUUUACUUCUCCAGCAUGACAGUUGUUUUCUUCCUCUAAGCAGACACCAGCUUCAGACGCUUGAGGUGAGAAACAUGCCUUUCAGUUUGGGCUACUGGUUUACUUAAUUAACCAGCCGUCGGCCCAGCUUCCUAUUUUUUUUUUGGCCCCUUUCUUCUUGACCAACCGGGAUGGUUUGGAGAAGCAUCUAAAAGAACUGGAAAAGUGGCCCAGAAACAGCUCAAGAUAUUUUGGUACACUUUUAUUUGGUAGUUGCAAGAAGCCUUUUCUUUUUCUUUAUUUCCUGCCUCCUCCUGAACUCUCUUACUUUUGAUAAUGGCUUCGGACUUGGAUACCUGAUCGAUUUUCCCCUCCAAGAUGCUGUAUCAUUUGGUUGGGGGGUGCUCUGCAUGGUAAUGGACUGUGAGAGAGACCAGGCCUUCUGGAGGUGAGCCGAUGGAGAUUUAUUCCCCAGACAUGUCUGAGGUAGCUGGCCAGAGGUCCUCCAGUCCCUCCACUCAGCUGAGUGCAGACCCAUCUCUCGAUGGGCUUCCGGCAGAGCACAUGCCAGACACCCAGACAGAAGAUGGGACAAACCCUGGACUGGUGGGCCUGGCGGUUCCCUGCUGCAUGUGCCUAGAAGCCGAGCGCCUGAGAGGGUGCCUCAACUCAGAGAAAAUCUGCAUCGUUCCCAUCCUGGCUUGCCUCCUCAGCCUCUGCCUCUGCAUUGCUGGCCUAAAGUGGGUAUUUGUGGACAAGAUAUUUGAAUAUGACUCUCCUACUCACCUGGACCCUGGGGGGUUAGGCCAGGAUCCUGUUAUUUCCCUGGAUCCAACUGCUGCCUCAGCUGUUUUGGUAUCAUCUGCGGCAUAUCCUUCACCUGUCUCUAGGGCUCCAUCUGGACCCGAGGUUCAAGUUACAGUGCAACUUGACAAUGUCGUUGUAGCCUCUGAACCUUCGCAGGUACCUACCUGGAAGCAUCAUCUGCCUGCCUUUUCUUCCCUCCCAUCUAAUGCACCGCCCUUCCCUUCACCCACCGGGACCCCUGAGGUGAGAACGCCCAAGUCAGCAACUCAGCCACAAACAACAGAAAGUAGUCUCCAAACUGCUCCCAAACUUUCCACAUCCACAUCCACCACUGGGACCAGCCAUCUUGUAAAGUGUGCGGAGAAGGAGAAAACUUUCUGUGUGAAUGGCGGAGAGUGCUUCAUGGUGAAAGACCUUUCAAACCCCUCAAGAUACUUAUGCAAGUGCCCAAAUGAGUUUACUGGUGAUCGUUGCCAAAACUACGUAAUGGCCAGCUUCUACAAGCAUCUUGGGAUUGAAUUUAUGGAAGCGGAGGAGCUCUAUCAGAAGAGAGUCCUGACAAUAACAGGCAUCUGUAUCGCCCUGCUGGUGGUCGGCAUCAUGUGUGUGGUGGCCUACUGCAAGACCAAAAAACAGCGGAAAAAGCUUCAUGAUCGUCUUCGUCAGAGCCUUCGAUCAGAGCGGAACAACAUGGUGAACAUAGCCAACGGCCCUCACCAUCCCAACCCACCACCAGAGAACGUACAGUUGGUGAAUCAAUAUGUCUCUAAAAACGUCAUCUCCAGCGAGCAUGUUGCUGAGAGAGAAGCGGAGACAUCAUUUUCCACCAGUCAUUAUACUUCAACAGCUCAUCACUCUACAACUGUCACCCAAACUCCGAGUCACAGCUGGAGUAACGGUCGUACAGAAAGCAUCAUUUCAGAAAGCCACUCUGUAAUCAUGAUGUCAUCAGUAGAAAACAGUAGGCACAGCAGCCCAAGUGGGGGCCCACGUGGACGUCUUCAUGGCCUGGGAGGUCCUCGGGAAUGUAACAGCUUCCUCAGGCAUGCCAGAGAAACCCCUGACUCCUACCGAGACUCUCCUCAUAGUGAAAGGUAUGUAUCAGCCAUGACCACCCCGGCUCGUAUGUCACCUGUAGAUUUCCACACGCCAAGCUCCCCCAAAUCACCCCCUUCGGAAAUGUCUCCACCCGUGUCCAGCAUGACGGUGUCUAUGCCCUCCAUGGCAGUCAGCCCCUUUGUAGAGGAAGAGAGACCACUGCUUCUCGUGACACCACCGAGGCUGCGGGAAAAGAAAUAUGACCACCACCCUCAGCAAGUCAACUCUUUCCAUCACAAUCCUGCACAUGAGAGUGCCAGCCUCCCGCCCAGCCCUUUGAGGGUAGUGGAGGAUGAGGAAUAUGAAACGACCCAGGAGUAUGAGCCAGCUCAAGAGCCUGUUAAGAAACUCGCCAACAGCCGGCGGGCCAAAAGAACCAAGCCUAAUGGCCACAUUGCCAACAGGUUGGAAAUGGACAGCAACACAAGCUCUGUGAGCAGUAACUCAGAGAGUGAAACCGAAGACGAAAGAGUAGGUGAAGACACACCAUUCCUGGGAAUACAGAACCCCCUGGCAGCCAGUCUUGAGGCGGCGACCCCUGCCUUCCGCCUGGCUGACAGCAGGACUAACCCAGCGGGCCGCUUCUCCACACAGGAAGAAUUACAGGCCAGGCUGUCUAGUGUAAUUGCUAACCAAGACCCUAUCGCUGUAUAAAAGUCAAAUAAACACAUAGAUUCACCUGUAAAACUUUAUUUUAUAUAAUAAAGUAUUCCACCUUAAAUUAAACAAUUUAUUUUAUUUUAGCAGUUCUGCAAAUAGUAAACAGGAAAAAACUUUUAUAAAUUAAAUAUAUGUAUGUAAAAUGUGUUAUGUGCCAUAUGUAGCAAUUUUUUACAGUAUUUCAAAACGAGAAAGAUAUCAAUGGUGCCUUUAUGUUAUGUUCUGUCGAGAGCAAGUUUUAUACAGUUACAGUGAUUGCUUUUCCACAGUAUUUCAGCAAAGUCUCCCAUAUAUUCAGUUUUUGCUGCUCCUGUGCAUUGCAUUAUGAUGUUGACUGGAUGUAUGAUUUGCAAGACUUAUAGCUGUCCCUCUGUUUGCUUCUAGUAGCACCCAAACAACACUGUCUUGAAAUGGCACAUCCAUCCCAAUACUCUUCUCUUUUGUACGAAAUUUUCUUUGCUUUGGGAUAUGAAAUGAGUUCUCUCUAGUCUGUCAGCCAAAGAUUUGCUUCAUUGGGCUCUGAGAUAAUAGUAGACCCAACAGCAUGCUACUAUUAAAUAUAGCAAGAAACUGCAUUAAGUAAUGUUAAAUAUUAGGAAGAAAGUAAUACUGUGAUUUUUAAAAACUAUAUUAUUAAUCAGAAGACAGCUUGCUCUUGCUAAAAGGAGCUACCAUUGACUUUAACGUUUUGUUAUUAUUGUUGUUCUUCGCAAAGAGCAACACUUUUAAGUAUAGCCUAGAGAAUGGGAUCUGGCUUGCUAUCAGGAUAAAUCUAACAGCUUAGAAAGGACUCAGUUCUACUUUCUUUUUGGAGGGGGCAAUGACCCAGCAACUCAUCUGUUGACCAACUAACCACAGCUGAUAAAGGUGCAAUAGUUUUCUGACUUGCAUUUUUCACUGACUUGGGACCCACUGGCUGGCUGUGUCUUCUGGGCUCCAGAAGAGACACAUUGUAGCAUGAAACCCUCUGCCCCAAGAGCACACUCAGCCAAAUGUCCAAACUCCUUCUAGAGCGCAAUGUGCUUAUGGUACAUAGCAGUGGUUUAUCCUUGUAGGAAAAUGUUCCAGUGGUAGGGUGUUUAGAAAGAAUUAACGUAGAAAUCACGGGGGGAGAGCAGCUGUGUGAUCCAGCUGACACCUUAGUUUGGUUGACCACUCCUUUCUUCCUACGAUGUUUCUCUUGUGUUUCAACAUUGUCUUAAGUCAUAACUAUGCAUGAAUCUUUUUUUGCCAGGAAUGGCCAAUGUGCAUGUGAUUUGUGAUUAGCAGGAACUUUCCACAGUGAGGCCUCACUAAGAAACGUCAGUAGUGUUGGGAGGAUGGCACCAUUACUUACGGACGUGACCCUCACCCGUGGACUGAUCUCUCUAGUGACAGCCUGUAUCUUCCACUCCCCUUCUCUUCAUUUUUCCCACACUACCACAAAAGCAGGACUCAGAUUGGUUUAAACUUUGUUCUCUUGUGACUGUAAAUCCAGUGAUGGUUUAUAGGUAUUAACAUUUGAAUUACUGCUAAUGAAUGAAAAAAAGAAAGUAAAGAAAAAAAAUGCAGACCCCAUUGUAUGCCCUGCCUGAUAUAUCUGUCAGUCAGGGCUGGAACUUGCUGAAGUUCCAAGUAGGCACCCAGGAGUCAUGGGGCAAAAUGGAAAACAGGUUAAUGGGGGCUCGAAAAAUCCGUGACAAUUAUUGUUUCUUGUUUCCAGUUAAGCUGAAUCUAUUUCUUUAUCAAAUUUUUAUGUUACAAAUUCAAAGGGGGAAAUGACAUGCAAAUAGGUCUUAGAAGAAACCUUCAGGCUGCCCAUGAGUCCGUGUUGUCAUACGCCUUCACUUUUCUAAGAUCUACUGAGAAGCUGUUUGCAGUUCCUUGAUGUUACUCUUACCAUUUGAUAUCUCUCAUUUCCUGCCAUGAUUCAUACGCCACUUUCUCUGUGCUCAACGUUAUCCUCCUUUGCUUUUUAACCUGCACGGAGGAACCUCUGUCAAGUAGAAGGCUGCACUGAUUUCCCAGAUCUGCAGAGAUUAGUCAGCUCAUAAUAUGGAGAAAAGGACAGUAAGCAUGAAGAGGGUCUUUAAAUUAUUAUAACCUUGCCUUUGAAGGCCUUGAUUCAUUCUGUAGUUUUUCAAUGAAGAAACCUCUACUGUUAUUUUUUAAAAAUUCUAUUCCAAGUGUAUUGUUCAUUGGAAUGUUAAGACAGCCCCUUCUGAAAAGUAAAUA